UUCAAGGGGGCCGAAUACUUUCGCAAGGCACUGUAGCUCAGAACGAGACAAGAAGAAAAUUGAAUGGGGGAAAAUUAAAUGUGUUUUCCUGAACUGAAGAAAGACAGAAAGGUAAUGACUCCAGAAGCCACAAUUAUUCAUCUUUUGUGUAAGCACUUGACUGCAGUGUGUCUGUCUUAGUGUGUGAAUAUGUGUAUGUUUGUGACCUGUGGCCUGCGUAGUCUGUGUGUUGUGCUAGUGAGGUAAGGUUUAGGCAACAGUGUAAUGGAGGGAGAGGAGAGGAAAUGGGGCCCUGGGCGUCUGACUAAUCUCCAGAAUGAGCUUAGCUGGGCACUGCUGGGCUCUGGACUGUCCCGGGAGGUCCUGGUCCAAGCACUGGAAGAACUGGAGCAAGAGAGGGUCACCCCUGGAGCAGAGAAGGGGGACAGGGGAGAUGGAGAGAGUUCGGAGGAGGGAGAAAUGGAUUUUCCACCACCAAUAUUCCAGGAGCUGGAGGCACUACCCUCAGAGGAGGCAGCCAGACAGAGGGCUCUGGUCGACCAACUUCUGCAGAAGGAUCCAUGGCAUGUGGCAAAACUGGUGAAGAGCUACAUGCAGCAGCAUAACCUCCCCCAGAGAGAGGUGGUUGAGUCCACAGGCCUCAACCAGUCCCAUCUCUCCCAACACCUCAACAAAGGCACACCCAUGAAGAACCAGAAACGGGCUGCUCUAUACAGCUGGUAUGUCAGGAAGCAGGGCAAGAUUAGCCAGCGUCACCAGGCUGCUCGUUAUGUUACCAUGUUCCACGCACCUGCGCGUCAUCAGACUCACCUGGACUCCAUCACUUCCCUGAUUACCUUCCCUAUAUAUGUCACUCCCUUUGGUUUCUUCCCUAGGUGUUAUUGUUUCAGUUUCCUGUCUGUCUUACAGAUCAGAGACCCAUGA
Oncorhynchus gorbuscha (pink salmon) is the source of this 924-nucleotide messenger RNA. RefSeq names its product hepatocyte nuclear factor 1-alpha-like. Gene Ontology annotation, molecular function: DNA-binding transcription factor activity, RNA polymerase II-specific; RNA polymerase II cis-regulatory region sequence-specific DNA binding. Gene Ontology annotation, cellular component: nucleus. The transcript has 4 exons. Gene Ontology annotation, biological process: liver development; positive regulation of DNA-templated transcription; pancreas development. The coding region runs from base 265 to 924 and encodes 219 amino acids. Lineage: Eukaryota; Metazoa; Chordata; Actinopteri; Salmoniformes; Salmonidae. The record is from RefSeq and is a predicted model, not a curated record.